UAGAUGUUCAACAUUCGGUCGGGUUCGACCCGACCCGACCGGGAAUGAGGGCAAUUAGAUAAGAAUUUAGACUUCUAUUUCGUCCCUGUCAGCUUUCUCUCUUUCUGUCACGAACAGCUAUUUUUUUGUUCAAUUCUUUUUAAAAAUCCAAAGUGUUUGUUGAAGCAUCCAUUGUUGAAGAUUCUCGAAGUGCUUGUACAGAAAUUGUGGGUGGAUAUUUGCUUGGAAAAUAAUAAUUGAAAUGAUAGCGGCAAGGCGACUUGAUAAGAUAUCACGGCUGAUGGGAAGCAGAGCCACCCCUUCUGCUUUUCUCAAAGCUUUUAAUAAGGAGUCAUUGCUUUGGAUUGAAUCUUUGAACCCUAAAGUUAGGUUACUUGGUAAUGACGAUGGUGAUGCUGUCCGUUUUUCAACAUAUCAUUACAGCUCCAAUUGCAAUCAUAGUCCCACAAAUAAGGUCUUAAGAAACCUUCCAGCACAUGUGAAGAUAGUGGAGGUUGGGCCAAGGGAUGGAUUGCAAAAUGAAAAGGAAAUUGUACCUACCUCCACAAAGGUCCAGUUAAUAAAAAUGUUAGUUUCUUCAGGGUUGACUGUUGUCGAGGCCACAAGUUUUGUCUCACCAAAAUGGGUUCCACAGCUGGCAGAUGCAAAGGAUGUAAUGGAUGCAAUCCAGAAUAUUCAAGGAGCCCGAUUUCCAGUGCUAAUUCCCAACCUUAAAGGUUUCGAAGCUGCUGUUUCAGCUGGAGCCAAGGAAGUGGCCAUCUUUGCCUCAGCUUCUGAGUCUUUUUCCAAGUCAAACAUAAAUUGCAGCAUCGAAGAUAGUCUUGCUCGUUUUAGAGAUGUUGUUUCUGCUGCUAGAGAGAUCUCACUACCAGUUCGAGGAUAUGUAUCAUGUGUCGUUGGCUGCCCAGUGGAAGGAAUAGUGCCUCCAUCAAAAGUAGCAUAUGUGGCUAAACAGCUCUUUGAUAUGGGUUGCUCAGAAAUUUCCCUUGGUGACACAAUUGGUGUUGGUACACCUGGUACUAUCAUUCCAAUGCUCGAAAAUGUUAUGAAUGUUGUCCCAAUCGAUAAUCUUGCUGUCCACUUUCAUGACACUUAUGGGCAAGCUCUGUCUAAUAUCUUAACAUCACUCCAAAUGGGGAUCAGUACCGUGGAUUCAUCAGUUUCGGGUCUCGGAGGUUGUCCAUAUGCUAAGGGUGCUUCCGGAAAUGUUGCCACCGAGGACGUGGUUUACAUGCUCAAUGGACUUGGAAUAGAGACAAAUGUCGAUCUCGAAAAACUCUUGUUGGCCGGAGAUUUUAUAUGCAAGCAUUUGAGGCGGCCACCUAGUUCGAAGACAGCGGUUGCGUUGAGCAGUAAGAAGGCUAACUCCAAGCUUUAAGGUACAAUAAGCUAGAAAACCAUAAAAUACUUGUCAUGCUUUAAAAGGCCAAAAAUAUGCAUCUAAUCCUUAUACUUCAAUAAAAUUCGAAAUUUAAUCCUUGUACUUAAAAUAUUAAAAUUAACAUUAACUAAUAAUGUUAAUAAUUGAACUAUGUUGUUUUAAAUCGAAUUUAAAUAUAAGGACUAAAUCUUGAAUAUUGUUAAACUACAGGGAUUGAUGACCAUAUAAAUGUAAUAGGCAAAAGAAUCUUGAGUAGACCUCUUUUUGUUUGUUUGAAGCUGUCAUGAAUAUUUAAUAUGAUAGAAAAAUAAGUAUUUUUAAAAAUAUUAAUUGAUUAGUUAUAUUUUACAAUUAAAAAAAAAAUAAGGGGUGAUAAAUAUGUUGAAUAAAAGUCAACACGUAGCUACAGUAUUUCCUUUUUAUACUGUUCAAUUAUGUUAAACGUUUUUCAUAUGAUAAUACAAAAUUGCCAUUAUUUACAAACGUUGACCAUGUUGUAUGCAAUUUUUUACGUUAUCAUAUUUACUUGUCCUUUGAAAAUAUUGUUGAUAGUGAUUUAUAGGUAGACUGCAAAUUAGAAAAUGAAACUAAACAUUCGAUUUAAUGUGUAAUAUAAUAUCUGAACUUUGGUUUUACAUAAUUGUAUGUGUAAGUUUUUAUUUGAUUCAAAUUUCAUAAAUCAUUAAUAA
This is a messenger RNA of Gossypium arboreum, 2070 nucleotides long. Its product is annotated as hydroxymethylglutaryl-CoA lyase, mitochondrial-like. The transcript has 9 exons. Gene Ontology annotation, molecular function: hydroxymethylglutaryl-CoA lyase activity. The record is from RefSeq and is a predicted model, not a curated record. Gene Ontology annotation, biological process: ketone body biosynthetic process; L-leucine catabolic process. Lineage: Eukaryota; Viridiplantae; Streptophyta; Magnoliopsida; Malvales; Malvaceae. The coding region runs from base 242 to 1378 and encodes 378 amino acids.